Molecule: messenger RNA, 1393 nt
Organism: Lutra lutra (Eurasian river otter)
Lineage: Eukaryota; Metazoa; Chordata; Mammalia; Carnivora; Mustelidae
Product: centromere protein V-like protein 3
Exons: 1
Coding region: 51-842 (263 amino acids)
Molecular function (GO): carbon-sulfur lyase activity
Source: RefSeq, a predicted model, not a curated record
UACUAGGAAACCACCGGCGCUGGGCGCGCGCUUGGAAGGCUGCAGGCGCCAUGGGCAGAGUGAGGAACGGCGCCAGCACCCAGCCGCGGGGACGAAAGCGCCCCGGGGAUCCCGCCACCGCUUGUGCAGCCAUCGCGGUCAUGGGCGCCCGGCGCCCCCCUUUCCAAGUCCGCGUGGGGAGCCACGCGGCGGGAAGGAAGUCAGCGGCGGCCAGGCGGGAUCCCGCAAGGUUGCGGCGGAAGCGCUGGUGGCGGCGGGCCCGGGAGGCAGGCUCCAAAGGCCCGCUGCGAAGCCGAUCCCCGAAGCCGCCGGCGCCCGCCGUGUCCUCCGGCGAGAUGGACCUGGGCGCGCAGCGGGAGCGCUGGGAGACGUUCAGGAAGCGGCGGGGCCUCAGCUGCGAGGGCGCCGCCAAGUUCCUGCUGGACACCUUCGAGUACCCAGGCCUGGUGUAUCACACCGGAGGCUGCCACUGCGGCGCGGUCCGCUUCGCCGUCUGGGCCCCCGCAGACCUGCGCGUGGUGGAUUGCAGCUGCAGGCUGUGCAGGAAGAAGCAGCACCGACACUUCCUCGUCCCGGCCUCGCGCUUCACUCUCCUGCUGGGCGCCGAGAGCAUCGUCACCUAUCGAUCCCACGCGCACCCGGCGCUGCACAGCUUCUGCAGCAGGUGCGGGGUGCAGAGUUUCCACGCCUCUGUCUCUGACCCCGGCGUGUAUGGCGUCGCCCCGCACUGCCUGGACGCCGGCACCGUGCGCAGUGUGGUCAUCGAGGAGGUCGACGGUGGCGACUGGGGGGAGGAGGCCGCGAAGGAGCCCAAGGCCAUCCAGAGCGCGUCCCCCGAGUGAGCCCCUGCCUCUCCUUCCGAAGAGGAGCAGUGACUAGGGCCGCAACACGCCGGAAAUAUGCCCGCCGCCCCCCCCCCCACCCCCGAGGGAGCCCCCUCAGUGCUUGUGAAGGGAUUGCUGUAUGAAAGAGGUCGGUUUCUGGACUGAUGAACCCGUGAUGUCUCUCCAGGCUUCCACCCCUUCCCUUUCAGUGUUUUGCAACGAACUUGGACUUGCUUAUGAUAAAAAAAACUGAGCACACAUUUGUCUGUCAACAGCCAUAAUCUUCCAAUCCAAUAAGCAAGUAGUGUCUCUACUUUUUCAAGUCGCCUUGUGUAACCCUGCCUUGUAUUCUUUAUUCUUCGUGUAGUUCUCAUAGAUCAUUUUCAGAUCAUUCAUAUGUCCUGUACCGUUACGGUGCUAUUGUGAACGAGAUUGUUUUUAAUGGUCGCAUCUGGUAUGCAGGACCACUCCCUAUAUCCAAACACUUUGGUGAACACUUCUUAGGACGUUUCCUGUUGAUUAUCUGCGUGCGUGUGUGUAAUUUAGGUCAGCACUCGCGUUUUCGCUAC